AUGGCGCAACAGCCCAUGACGCCCUUCUUCCCCAUCUUCGCCUCCAAGUCGGAUGGGCAGCACAUCGUCAACCUCAAAGGCCGGCCGCUCAGAAAUGGGCCGACCGAGGAACAGCUCAACACGUCGCCCAACGACCAGGGCCAGCGCGACUUCUACCGCCUCAUCGAGAAGGAGGACCCCAAGCACCAGGACUGGCGCAAGAAACUGGGCGGCAUGCUCCUGCGCGAGAUCGGAGGGAAGCAAUUUGAAGAUCGGUGGCAGCAAUGCAUCCUGUGGGAGCUGCCCGAGAACUACGUCCUAUACGAGCACAUCAAGACCAAGGCAGACGGCCAGCUGAAGACAGUCAAGAACCACUCGGGCGGUGGCCACGACAGACAAGACGCCUAUCUCUAUGGAUACCCCAAAGGCCCCAAGAAGCGCUUCAGGAGCCCUGUCGAGUUCUUCCCCCAUCUCCUGUGGCUGUGCACCGACGAGAACAGCGACAUGGCCAACUGCACGUGCAAGAUGUGCUCGCCCGCCGGCGACGUCGAGAAGCCCCAGGUCAAGGUCGAAGUCAAGCAAGAACAGCCUGCACUCAUCAAGCGCGAAAACAGCUCCAGUGGCGCUAUACCAAACACAAACGUCACAGGACGCAACCCCAUAGUGCAAAUCCCUGCCCAAAGAUCGUCGACCGGUGCGCCUAUCCCGAGUCCCAUCGUCAAGCCUUCUACGCCCGUUGCCGGUCCCAGACCUGCCCCCACACCCGCCGCUGCACAGAUCAGAGCUCCUCCGACAUUGCAGUCAACACCUCUCCCCCAGCCACGAUCCAUCGAACAACAAGCCGACUUGUCAUACAACAAAUUCCUCUGCCGGAGCGGCGAGGUGGUGUGGUUCUUCCGCCCCAAGACGUCAGCCUGGGGUCUGGGACUGGUGGUACGAAGAUGGGCUACCAAAGAGGUGCCUAUGAGCAGGGCAUACCUGAUUCAGCCUCUGUCGCAUCCUUUUGAAUCGCCUCCACAAGAACUCGUGCAGACCGAUGACCAUGUCAAGCCCUGGCUCGCCUGGUCUGCCCCCAGCUGCACCUUUCCCUUUCUACAGCAGAACCCUCAAUUCGAAUAUCACAACACGGAUUGGAGAGCACUCAUUAGCGGACAGGGAGGUGAGGGCAUAGCGUCUGUCGACGCGUCUAUAUUAGCUGCAAAAGCCAUCGAUACCACGUAUACACUCUUCGAGUGCCUCAAGACGAACAAGGACGACAAGGGAAACGAAGUGCGACAGUAUAACGGCAUGUAUCUGGGCGCCGAGAAGAUCUGGAGAGGCGAGGCUGUCCGUCUGCGCAUAGGCGCCACAGGAACCGAUCUCAUGGUCGUGACGGACAUCAUUGAGCAAGUCCUUGUCAACCCGCCCACCACCAAAGUCAUUGCCAUAGGCGACGUCUACAGCUACGCCACGUUGGAUGCUCCAGACGCGAACCUUCCCCCCAAACCACCCCAACAGAACAACAACAUCCCAUCGCGCAUGGUCCACGACAUGGUAUGGCGAAACCGCAUGCUCGUACCCCUCACCCGCACCGCAGCGUGGUGGAAGCUCAUCCAGCCAGCCUACAAGAUAGACAUCGACGACAUCAAAGGCCGUUGGUACGAGACAAGUCUCGUCUUCCAAGAGCCUUUUGCCAAAGCAGUCAAGAACGGCGAGGGCGGAAACGGUAUCUGGAUGAACUCGCGUGGCGACGCAACAGGCAAGGGCAAAGGAGCCAGUGUGGCGCAACCGGACCGCAUCGGUGCUUUUGGAGCUUCCGUGCCCAAAGGGACCCGCGUUGUCGAGGGCCUGGAUCCUCCCAGUCAGCCUAUGGGUCAACAACAGCAGUCGCAUGAUGGGAUGGAUAUUAAUAUGGGUGGCGGUAAUAUGGCGGACCCUUUUUCUAUCGACGAGUUUAUGCAUGUUGAUCAUUUGGGCGACGAUGCGGGGAUGGAGUAUGGCGGUAACAACAACUACACUUUUUAG
This is a messenger RNA of Alternaria conjuncta, 1983 nucleotides long. RefSeq lists its product as uncharacterized. Gene Ontology annotation, biological process: silent mating-type cassette heterochromatin formation. Bases 1 to 1983 code for a protein of 660 amino acids. NCBI's taxonomy places the organism in Eukaryota, Fungi, Ascomycota, Dothideomycetes, Pleosporales, Pleosporaceae. The transcript is spliced from 2 exons. The record is from RefSeq and is a predicted model, not a curated record. Gene Ontology annotation, cellular component: SHREC complex; rDNA heterochromatin.